CCGCCCCCCCCCCCCCCGCCCCAGUCCAUCCUUGUGUCCGACUCUCCUGUCCUCCAGCAUUGUUAUUUCCCCGUCUUUGCUUCGCUGCUGCUGAUGUGUGGGGAAAUGCUCUCUCGGCGUCCUCCGCCCCCCACGCCCAGUCCUCCGGGAGGCCCAGAAUUCCAGCCCCCUCCUCCCCGUGGGGAAUAUUCUUGGGAACCAGGUCUUCCCCAACAGAAUCUAGGAGCUUCUAGCCUUUCGCUUGGGCCCCCUGGUCCCCUCCUUCCCGACAGGGUUUCGUUGGAAGGAAUUAUGCAAAUCCUGCUUUCUGGUGUCCAUUCAGCGGCAAUUUCAUGCGGGUUUGAAAGUAUUUUUGAAGGGCUGUUUGGACCUGGAUUAUUAAAAGAUCUCAGCUUAUUUAAAGACUGUGAACCUGAAAGCAUUUCUGAUUGGACCUUUGAUGAAAAUUGUCUAUUCUGUUGCUUGAGAAGAGAUAAAGUAAAGGGACACUUAGUCGAUCUGGAUGAACCAGCUUCGGGAGCUGGGCAAGAAGCUCUGCUUAAACAAGGGCAAGCAAAAAUCAUUCGAUUCGAGAGACAAGCAGAAGAGUUCCUCAAUGCAGUCUUUUAUAGAAAAGACAGUCCCUGGGUCUCCGACCCCAAUAUUCCCCUAGUGGCCCGUGAGAUCAUGCAGCGAAUGAUCCAACAAUUUGCUGCUGAAUAUACCUCAAAAAAUAGCUCUACUCAGGACCCCAGCCAGCCCAAUAGCACAAAGAACCAAAGCCUGCCGAAAGCAUCUCCAGUCACCACCUCUCCCACGGCUGCAACUACUCAGAACCCUGUGCUCAGCAAACUUCUCAUGGCUGACCAAGACUCGCCUCUGGACCUUACUGUCAGAAAGUCUCAGUCAGAACCUAGCGAACAAGACGGUGUACUUGAUCUGUCCACUAAGAAAAGUCCAUGUGCUGGCAGCACUUCCCUGAGCCAUUCUACAGGCUGCUCCAGUACUCAAGGGAACGGGCGACCUGGGAGACCCAGCCAGUACCGCCCAGACGGACUUCGGAGUGGUGAUGGGGUACCUCCAAGAAGCUUACAGGAUGGAGCCAGGGAAGGUUUUGGACACUCCACAUCACUCAAAGUUCCACUGGCUCGAUCUCUGCAGAUUAGUGAAGAACUACUGAGCAGAAACCAAUUGUCCACAGCUGCCAGCCUUGGGCCAUCUGGAUUACAGAAUCAUGGACAACACUUAAUAUUAUCCAGGGAAGCCUCUUGGGCGAAACCACAUUAUGAAUUCAACCUCAGCCGUAUGAAAUUCAGGGGAAAUGGUGCACUCAGCAACAUCAGUGACCUUCCUUUUCUUGCAGAAAACUCUGCCUUUCCAAAAAUGGCACUUCAAGCAAAACAUGAUGGAAAAAAGGAUGCGAGCCAUUCAUCUCCUGUAGAUUUAAAGAUACCGCAAGUUCGAGGAAUGGAUCUUUCUUGGGAAUCUCGCACUGGUGAUCAGUACAGCUAUAGCUCUUUGGUAAUGGGUUCACAAACGGAGAGCGCGCUUAGUAAAAAAUUAAGGGCUAUUCUUCCAAAACAAAAUAGAAAAAGCAUGCUAGAUGCUGGACCUGAUUCUUGGGGCUCAGAUGCUGAGCAGUCUACCUCUGGACAGCCAUAUCCCACAUCGGAUCAAGAAGGAGACUCUGGCUCCAAGCAGCCUCGGAAGAAAAGAGGGCGUUACAGACAGUACAACAGUGAGAUACUGGAGGAAGCAAUCUCAGUGGUUAUGAGUGGAAAAAUGAGUGUUUCCAAAGCUCAGAGUAUUUAUGGGAUUCCCCACAGUACACUGGAGUACAAAGUAAAGGAGAGGCUGGGCACUUUGAAAAACCCUCCAAAGAAAAAGAUGAAAUUAAUGAGGUCGGAGGGGCCAGAUGUUUCCGUAAAGAUUGAAUUAGAUCCCCAGGGAGAGGCAGCACAAAGUGCAAAUGAAUCAAAAAAUGAGUAGGAAUACUGUAGAGUGCCAAUUACUGUACAAACUGGGUGAGCACUACUGCAUUGUUUAGCUAUCAUUGCUUGCACCUAACUUCAUUUACUGUGACACCUGUUUCUUUGCAGAUUUUGCAUUGACUUGUGUGUACAGAGAUGAAAGGUGCAUUCAGAAUGUGCAUAUUUUAAAAUUUCCAUGUGCAGUAUGGCUCGGAAUAUUGUUUGGCCUUUUGCAUGUUUCUCUACAAAAGAGAAUUGAGUUACCUCACAGAGAACACAGAUACAUGGAAGUGGACUCUUUGCCUGUAGAGCCUGCAUGCUUUUCUUUCAUUUUAUAUUGUGUUUUUUUUUCCCCCCCUUAAGUUAUAUUUGCCCCCCGACCCCCGUUUUUUUUAUUUUUUUAAAGAUGGAAAAAAAGCCCCCUUUUAGAAACCACCUCUGUCGUACUGGGAGCUUUAUCAUUGCAAAUUGGAAAGCCAUCUUAUUAAAUUAUUCACAUUUUUGCUUCUAAGAUUCAACUAAUGGAAGGAUUAAACUAAAGAAAACACUUAUAAGAAGAAUAAUGAACUCUUUGAACUCAAGAAAUUUGGUUAUCCAAUGACCAAUUUACAUUUUAUAAUUUUCUUGUCACUAUUAAAUUUACUUAAUAAAUUAGCAGUCUAUUCAGUGCUCACCCAGAGGGGUAAGAGGUGGAAAAGGUACACACACUACCUUCAGUGAUAACUUCAGUUAAUUACUUUGUAACACUACCUUUGCUGUAAUUUCAUUUGAGAUUUUCUAAGGGUAGAAUUUGGUCUCACCAACAAGUGAGGAUACAGCCUUAUCUCAUGGAGGACGAGCUCCGUUCUUACUCAGAAGCAGUCAGGGUACAUUACAUAAAACGAUAGAGGAUGCCUCAUUUUAGCAAACUAGUUUUCUUUGUAUUCUUAAAUCCUUUUACAGAUUUGAUCAUGUGCUAACUAACGACUGAAUGUUGUUGUAUUAACUAGUUUAAAAUAUUCAAGAUCUGUUUAUUGGGGAUGGGAGAAAUAGGGAAAGAAAUGUGUAUAAGUAACUAUGAUACUGCAAAAGUGAUAUCUACGUUUUACAGACUCAGUAGUUUGCCUAAAUAUCCACACUAAUGAAUGACUCAUGUCUGUGGUGAGAGAAGAAACACAACCCCAGGGUAACCGAAUGUGAUUUAGGUUGUAUAGCGUUUCUAACAAUAAUUCAAUCAGGAGUCAAGCUCAUUGGAGUUUCUUUUUAAUUAAUCCAAAUACCAGUACAAGGGUGGCUUUUUGUUUUUUAGUUUUUAUUUAAUUUUGUUGGUUAGAUUUUUUUUCUUCUUGGCAUCCUACAUAAUAUCCCCUGUGUAAUGCUUUCUGAUAUUCACCUGAUUUUCAUGGUUGUUUAGCACACAUUUAAGGAACUUUCAGAUAGUGUUUGAACAAGUACUCCUUGAAGAACAUCUAAGCUUUCUUUUUUUUUUGAGAUGGGCUUUUUCAAUUAAAGUAAUUAACUUUGGAAAGUUUAUUUCAUACAGUUUUUUCAAGAAUAACUGAUAAGUAAAGCCCAUGGGAUUUAAUUUUGCAUUGUGACCAAAUUAAAAUUAACUAUUUGUGUAAAACAAAAUCCAUACCACAUACACCCUGUAUUCUAAUUGCUGGGAAAGAUGGUCAGGCCAUUCUAGUUUUCUAAAUGCUUAGCAAAAGAAAAAAAAUCACUAGAGUUUUUUGUAAAACAAAAUCAAACUUAGAGCAGUGGUUAAAUUGAGGUUGAUGAUUUCAGAUGGCUACUAACAGCUUGAGGAGGAGUAAGUAGGUCCAGUUAUUGUCCAGGCAUAAAUUCUUGCCUGAAAACUUUGGGGCAGUUAAUUAAAUUAGGUUAAGGAUGUUUUUCCCCCAGCAACCUAUGUGUUCAAAGGUUAGGCACACCAUUGCUGUUAUUAAAAUAUAUGCACUGCUCAUUCUUGGCAUAGUAUGGGCUUGUGUUCCUCUUUUGGUUUGGUUAUUUCGUGUAGCAGUUUAAUGAGUGGAUGACUGAGCCUGUUUCCUCUUAGCUUUCUAGUCUUCACAACAGAAAAAGCAGUUUGGGUUCAAAAGCAGUAUAUGACUCUGCAAUGUUUUCCAGCCUAGCUGGAAGUUGCAAUAAAAACAUGCUAUGAAAUGUUAUGAUUUUCAUCUGCAGUUGAAGGAAGUUGUAGAAAGUUUGCUGAAAGCAAAGGGUUAAGCUUAUGAAGAAAUGACUUUGUUUCACACUUAAGAAUUUGUCAGCACACAACUAAUUGUAGCCAUGGUGUCUUUUUGCGUGAUACUUGGAUUAUUCAGUAGCCCAAGAUUGCUGCAAAAAGGUUCUUUGAACAAUUAAUUUGUGCUUGCUUUCCUUAUCCCCCUCUCAGAAAGGCAUCAUUAAAGGCCCAUUUAAAAACCUGGCCCUAAAAUUCAACUUUUGUAGACUUUUACCAUUCAGAGAGGUUUAAUCCGAUGUGGUAAUCUAUAUAAGUGAUGUAUGAGUUGAGUUAUGUAAAUUUUGUCAUUGUAGUGUACAUGGAGUGAUCAUUUUACUAACAUAAAUAUUUUCUAUGUGUGUUUCAGUGGAUGACAAUCGAGCAGCAGAAGAAUGGUGUGCCUACCCUUUAAUGCUGCAGUUUAAAUAAGAGAACUUGUAUUGUGUCAUUUCAGAUUGUAGGCUGAGAGUUGUAAAUAGUGAAAAUUUGAGUACUUACUAUUUGUUUUGGUUAGAAAGUGAAUUUAAAAAACAAACCAAACUCUAAACUUUCUCAGAUUAAAAGUCCUGAGACCUGAAGAUUGUAAUAUUCAUGUCUGUGAAGCUUUUAAACAUUACACUUGAGAUCAGUCAUGACUUGAUAUUCAGGUAAACUUUCUUUUCCAAGAAGCUUUUGAAUAAGCAUAUUUCCUCCAAAGGUCUCUCUCUUUUUCUUUUUUUUUAAGUGUAGAUUAUUUUAAAGCACUAAUUGCAUUACACUGGUAACUGCAAUAUAAAAUAGCCAUUAUUGUUUUGUGAAGCAUGGUUGAAAUUAGAUAGUGGUCCCUUUUAAAUUUCAUGAGCCUCUCAAAAAAAAAAAUAAACUUAAAAAAAUUAAAAGCUGCUGAAUAUUUCAAAAGAUAUAUAUUUUACCUUAUUGUAGGUUUUGUAAAGUUAGUUUGUAAUAUUCAGGUGCACUUUUAAUGUUAAAUUUUGUGUUCAGAGUUCCAUUAUACCAUGUAUUUCUUGGAGGUGGCUCAUCACAUGGCUGGUUGUCAGUCUCGGUGCCGCAGUGAUCCAUUAAUGUUUUUCUUGAUUUGCCACACUAUUCUUUAUUGGCACUUUCAGUGUAGAUAUUCUGGUUUGGGGACGCCCUCAUAAAUGUGUAAUAGAGAUUGGUCUAUUCGCAUGCUUAAUUUCUGCUAAUCAGAGUUUUGCAUGGCCCAAAAAAUGGUUGACCAUUUUUAUGGUGUGGGAAAGUAUAGUUCACAACUGUUUUUGUCACGAAAAUUCUUUUCUCACAUUUUCCAGUAGGUGGAUGAUGACAUUACUCCAACUAAUGAUAGUUGGGAGAUAAUCUAUUUAAAAAUCAGUUCUUGGCGUUUUUAUGAGAGAACAUUGAUAUUAUAGAAUAGAUAAGCUAUGGCACUAUGAAAUCAAAAACACUACAUUCUGUGGAAGGGUAUCUUGUUUUUAUUAUUAGCUUUCUCAUUGCUGAGACAGUUUAGUCAUCAAACUUGACAGUAAUGUAGUAUAUUACUUUGUUUAGUAGGCUCAAAAGUGACUCUGAACUUUGUGAUGAGCUAUACACUUUUUUCUGUUUCCCAAAUACUAUGAAGGACAAGGUCUCUCUUUCAGGAAAAAUAAUUUAUAUUUGUGUGUAUAAUACUUUUUGAUAUUAAGUUUGUUGUUCUGAAGUUUAGAUGUUGCUUGAUAUACUUGCUGCAGCAGACCAUGAGUAUGAGUAAGGCUUUGUGUGGUAAUAGGGGUCCUUAUGUGAAGUUAAUUACUGUUCAGUUCUGGUGAGCAAGCUCAACAAGUGUGAAGUGUGUAUUAGCUUUAUUUGGUACACCUUUACUUUACAAUAUUGAAGUGCUUUUAGAACUCUGGUUAUCUUAUAUAAACCAUUACCUCAACCAAUUGGCAUUUCCAUUCCCCAACGUUGUACCUGAGUUGUAACAUGAGCUGUAUGGGAUCAGACAGUAAAACAAUAAGGCACAAUGAGAAGUCUAGUUCCUAAUUUUCUGGAGAGAACUCUAAAUUAGAUGAAAAAUGACUACCUGUAAAGGCCCAUAUCAUAACUACCUUCUGUCAUUAGGCAGUACGUAGCAACCUUUGGGCUGCUUGUGAGCUGUAUGUUCUUCCUCUACCCCACGUAAGCACAUGGUGCCAGGCCUGGUUCUAAGCCUUUGUGAUUCUCUUAUAUUUCAUUGCCCCAUAAUACAGUGAAGCUUAGAUUCAGUUAGUUAUUUUUAUAAAACAAAUUAAUGAAUCUUAGCUCAAUGUCAGAACGUGAAAUUAUUUUGAAUAGUUACAAAAGAUAUGACUGUUUGAUGUCAUUUUAUUUAAUAGAUUCUAUCCCUGUAGAUUUCAUUUGGAAACUACUUUUGCUUUUGUAAUUCUUCUUUCUGUAACUAAAUGCCAGAGGUCAUUUUCAUAUGAAUCAUUCGGGUUGCUGUCAUUGGUGAUAGAAUGUGGCAACAGACUGAAUUGUUCCACUUAAUGUUUUAUAGGAGACGUUUAAAAUUAUAUGUUAAGUUUUGGCCUUCACGAAGAUAUCAAAGAUUUUCCUUAUUACUUUUCCAUUAGAAUUAGGUCUUCAUUGAUACAAUGGUCAGGCAAGUAUUAUUAAAAAUUUGAUGGCUUUAGCCAAACAGCCUUCUUAGGAGCCUGUUAAGCUAUAUAGGGAUUUUUUUUUUUGAACUAAUUGCUUUCAAAAUCUCCUGAAAAGGAAAAAGUAUAAUUGUGGUUCAAGGAAUGCAGACCUCCAAACCCCUCCUCCUCAGUUUAUUUUGGAUUGAUUUUGUCCUUGAGACUUGAGUAGGAUUUGUGUGAACGUGGUGGCUGAAGGGAAAAUGGAGGAAAUUCUCUGCGUAUCUUUUGUCUCUUACUCCCAAAUAACCUUGCAGUAAGUAGCCUUUUAAAAAAGGACACAUUAGCCCUGUAGCAUAACACCAUAGGUGUGUGCCCUAAGGUAUUAUAAAAGCUUGGGGAAUGGGAAGGAAGGUGGGAGAAUAUGUAGGCUUUUGAGAAGAGGCUAACGAUUCCAGCCGAAAAUACUAAAAACUAGUCACAGGAUAGAUAAUUUGGUAAAGCUGGGCCAUCUUCAUUGAUUAUCAGAAAAGUUUUAGAUUGUUUGAAAAUGAGAAUCAAGGCUUAUUGAUGUUGAUUUGACAAACAAAUCAGGAAUUAAUCUUGCAACUAUUUGGGGGGUAAUUUUAAGGUUUCCAGUUCCUUUAGAGCUGUAUCAAUAAAAGCUGAAAAGCAAGCACUUUUAGUUAAUCAUAGAUUUAUUGGAUGUAGCAAAUAUUUUAAUCAUAAUAUUUAAUCUUUAUUGUUUGAAUGUGGAAAUGAACUUUUUUACCCUUUGUUGAGCUGUCAUUGUACAGGCUCAAGAUGAUCUUUUCAACACUGGAAAUGACCCUACACACAUACCAAAAAAAAAAAAUCUAAAGCAGUAAGACAUAUUUGAAGAUCCAUACCUCUUAGACAUUUUAGAUUUGUCUUGGGAAAGAAUUUAUGAACGUAUAACCAGUAUUAGUGCAGUCUUGGGUUCCUUGUUCUGCAUAAUUGCACCCUUUCUCAGGUAUGUCCUGAAAACAUAAAUUUUAAAAUAAUCUCUUUAGAGAUUAGAUUCUCAGUGGAUAGUGUGUAAGGGGACUGGGGGUGGGGGAGUGGGGUAGUUGGACACAGGACAUUGACACAGUAGAGCAGGGAUUUUUAACCGUCAAUAGCCAAAUAGAAUUUCAAUCUAGAAUAUAUUUGCCCCCUCCAAAUGAGUGAAACAACUCCUAUUUAAGUUUGGUAAAUACGCGGUGCUACACUCCUAAAAGUCGUUUCUUUCAUCCAGUUGACUUUUUUUUUUCCUGCUUGGUGGAAGGGUAUACAGUACACUUUGCUGUCGCUAGGAAAGCACUUGUCAGAAACAUUUGAAGUACUAGAAAAGGGAUAAUUCAGCACUUUUUCUGUUACGACACUAAAGUCUUAAUUUAUCUUCGGAGUCUUAGGUACUAUAAGUUUUAGGAUGAUUAUUUAAAAAUAUAAAAACAUACUACAUACAUAAUAUGGGGUCAGAUCACAUUUAUAUAAGUAAUCCUUAUUUUAAAAAAAAAGACAACAUUUUGUACCUUUUUAGCAAUUCCAAGUGAUUGCCUCGUUAUCCCAUUUCAUUAAGCAUUUCAGGCUUAAGAAUUGGAAUUUGAGAGGAGGUGAGGGGAAAAGUCCCCAACAUGAAAAAUUCAGUCAGACCAUUCUAGAAAAAUAAACCACUAGGAAUAAUGGGUAGGGAUUCUCUCUCCCUUUAAGUCUUCAGGGAAUGAGCAGUAUUUAGAAUCUUUGGCUGAAAUUCAAGCCUUUUUACUGUGUAAAUUUUUAAUAUUAAUUCACUGACAUGCUUUUUACAUCAAAGGACUGAAAAUGGAUCUUAAUAUGUUUUUAAGUUGUAGAAGGGUAUAUUUCUAAAAUGAGGGGGGAUAAUUAACUAGGUUAGUAUACCAGCAUUAGUAAGUUUAAGGAAUUUUAGUAUGUAAUAGCAAAGUGUUUGAUUAAAAGUCUAAUCCUAUAUUGCUAGUCGAAAUAGUUACAUUCUGAUCUAGGAAAGAUAUAGUCAUUGGAUAUUGAUAAUGCUGUGCUGUCAGAAAACCAGAUUAAGAAACCUUUAUCUGACUCCCACAUGUUGCUUGUUCUGAUGGGAUGUAUACUUUACAGCAGCUUAUUGCUGCUCUGAGAAGAAAUGUAUAAAAUAUACAUUUGGAGUGUUUGCAUAUAAUUCUUUAUAACCUCCACUUUAAAUUGUCAGACCUUGGUAUUUUAUCAGUCCACGUUGUUAAAUAAAACUAAUGUUCUUAGGAAUCCAACUUGUACACACUGUUUAAAAACCCUCAGGGACAGUUUACACACUAUUCUCACUCAAUUCAGGUACUUUGAUGCUAUUCUUAAACCUAACAGUGACUUGUAUUUUUCUGUUUUGCUUUUAUUUCUACGUGCUGGUAGCACAUCCUUGAUGAAUGUCAACUUAAAAACUCAGUUCAGGUAUCCAGGUAUAACUCAGCCAAACAGAUUUUAAAGCUGCAUAUAACUCUCCAGCACACGGUGCCUCACACUCUUAUAGUGGCAUUCUAUAUAUUCAGUUAUUACUACUGAGCAGAUAAUAUGGGGGUUCCUGUUAACAGUGUAUUUAAAAAAACAAAAUGUGCAUAAAUGUAUAGCCAGCACACCACACACACAUACACACAAGGUUAAAUGAUAUUUUUUAAAUGCCACUAAUAGCCAGCACAAUUAAAAAAACAUUCCUUCUGCUUCUGUAAACUGUAACAGAUGCAGUUCCUCCUUGAUGUGGCUCUUGCUUUUUCACCAUAACUACUACUGAAUUCAAGCACUGGUCCUUGGAUGUCUGACCUCUACAUUCUAGUUUAUGCAAUGUCUUCAGAGAAUUCUGUGCACUGGCCACUGUGAUGGAACCAUUGGGCCAGGAGUGCUUUGAGUUUAUUAGUAGUGAUUCUGCCAAAGUUGGUGUUGUGACAUGAGUAUGUAAAAUGUCAAAAAUUAGCAGAGGUCUGGGUCUGCUUCUUAGCAGCUUUUUGGCAGUGUAAUUGGUAACCUUGAAGUCCUCACUGACAAGCUCUUCUGAUGUGAAGUUCUAAUUGUGAUGUUUCAGCCCUUUGCAUCUUUAAUGCUGACUUGUCUACAAGAGGUCUUUAUUCUUAAAAACUUCUUUUGUUUUCUGCAGUACUAUCUGUGCUUAACAGAGUAGAUUAUUCCUCUGCUUUAAUAUUUGAUAUCUUACAUCCAAAAGGAAUUUUGUCCAUAUAUAAAGUGCAUAGCCUUUGAAGAUGCGGAAAAUGGCAUUUUUCAGAUUUCUAAAAGUUCAAGUGUCAUGCAACAAAACAGGAACCCCCUUUACUCUUAUGGACCUCAUUUCAAUAUACUGUUUACAGUUUGACGGAAUUGUAUAAUUUAAUAUUUCUCUUGUACUGUAGUUUAUAUUUAUUUACGGAUUUUUUUGUACUGUGUGAUUUGAACUUUUUGUUCCUUGCUAUGAUCAAUGUUCAUGUAGUAGAGCACUUAUGAUCACAAAUUAAGUUUUUUUUUGUUUGAUUGCACUACAUUAAAUUUUUUAAUGCAGUUCUGAUUUUUGACUGGACUAAAAUAAGCUGUGUCUUAAUGUAUGUGAUGAGUACUUAAAACUUUAAUCCAUGUGGUCCCCUUUUUUUUUUUUUUUGCAUUGUAUGUCAGAAGCGCUAGUUCUUUCGUGCAUGUGUAAGAUUUAAUGGUUCCAUUGUAUUAUUUGACCAGGACAUUUUGGAGAAACAUUCCCAACUGUAAUGUUGUGUAUGGUAGUUCUCACUGGAUGCUAGACUUUUCAAAACCACUAUUCUUCUAAUAAAUUUUGUUGUGAAAAAACUGUUUUAAAAGCUUGGUUUUAUGCAUGUGGUAAUGAAAGUUGGUAAUUUUUUAUGAUAAAUUCUCUCCAGAUGAAAUCAUUUAGAUAACUAGAAGUUGCUCCUACAAAAUUGUGCGUCAGUAAUUAGGUGCAGCACUACCUUAUAGCUCAGUACGGUCAUGCGCCACAUAUCAUGCAUUUGGGCAGCGUCCACAUACAUAUAUCUGUGGUUCCAUAAGGGUUUUUUGUUUUUUAAAGGAAAAGCAGCUUUCCUUUUGUUUCUUGUUUCCUCCUAAUAGUUUUAAUUAGAUGGCAGUGGGUUUAGUUUGGGAAUGGUUUUAAAGACCACAAACCCCCAGAGUGAAUGAGCGGUGGGGUUCCAGGGUGCAUCCCAGUCGGUUGCAGCUCCUUCUCUGUCUGCUGCUUCUGCCUCCCCUCUUCCUGGCUUCAUUCGCUGGCCCAGCAGCGCUUGAAGGCUCCCGGCUCUGGGCAGCAGAGGCAGCUGCACCAACAGGGCAGCCACCACCAGCUAUGCUCCUGACGCCCACACACCGAGUCCCUGUCGCCACCUCUGCACCCCCCACACUGCAUACCCCACCAAUAUGUGCGCAAAGUCCCUAUCUGGUUGCCCAUACAGCUCUUGCCCGACAAGGCUGCCUCCUGUAUCCAGUGGAUACAGCUCUGGGCAUUGUUCUGCAAUUAGGCUGCAGUGGGGAUGGCAGGGCAGGACUGUUCCUGCUCCUCAAGUGGGUGGAACAGCAAACGGAGCUGGGCAGUAACCCUGGAGACUGCCUGUACAUAAUGUGUUCACACAACAUCCAAAUCAUGUAACGUCCCAUUUCACAGAAUUAUUGUGAAUGUUAAGCAGCACAUGACUGUACUUUUAAUUUGAUACUCCCCAUGGACGACGUCAGUUUUCUUCAUUGCACUAUAUAUUAAAAGUAGUCUUUUCACUUAAUUGAUAUUUUCAUAACAUUUUCUUCUGGCUGGACUUGGUUUUCCAUAGUUUCCUGAGAGUAAAACUUUAUGCUUGGAUUGCUUGCCCAAGGAGAAUAAUGAUUUAAUAAUUUUUGCAUGCUCUUUUCUUAAAGGCAUAAGUAUAAAAGCAAAAAUAUCUCAAGAUUAUUACAGUAAUUCUGACUUUUGGUGAGAAUGCUGGUAUUGCUUUUUACCAAGACAAAUAAACAACAGCGUAAUGAAAUGGCAGGGUAUUGUAUCUUGCUCAACAUUUAUAUUGUGGUUUUUAGAAACUAGGUGUAUAAAGAACUUGCAGAGUAUGAAGUGGUUUCUGUUGUAAAGUGGUUAAUAAGAAGAACUGAAUCGUAAUACAGAUUAGAAAUAACGCAAGGAAAAAAUUUUAGAAAGCUGCUUUUUCAAGCUGGUGAUGUAAUCACCCAUUAAAAAAAAAAAAAAAAAGGUUGCUGUCGAGUCAGCUCUGACUCAAAGCCACCCUCCAGGACAGAGUAGAACUGCCCCGUAGAGUUUCCAAGGAACACCUGGUGGAUUUGAACUGCCAACCUUUUGGUUAGCAGUCAUGGCAUUUAACCACUAGCCACCAGGGUGUCCCAUAAAUUACCCAUAGACUGGUUGAAAUGAUGUUUGGUCCUUUCUAAUGAUUUUUUAUAUUCAAAGAUGAUGCUAUUAUUGGUAGCUGGUGUUUUAGUCAAUAUUUUUUGCCUCAGGCAGCCUGGCUAUUUUACUCUUUCUGUCAUUUGGUCUGAUGUUUAUAAAAUCAAAAUUUUUGAUGAUACUAAAGCUUGUUGCCUUCAUUUCCCUGUACUCAGUUUUGCCACAUGUUCAUAGAACAUUUUUCUGGAAACCCAAUUAUUAUUUCUUUCUAAAUUUCAAAGCUACAACUAUUUGAUUUCUUAUUACCCAGUUAAAGCAGGUGGCCAGAUCAUUGUAAUAGGAUUAUAAUCUAGUAUCUCAUAAAUGAAUCUUUUUUAAGUGAUCCUAUCUUCAAGUUUUGGAGCCCUGCUGGCACAGUGGUUAAGCGUUUGGCCGCUAACCAAAAGGUCGAAAGUUCGAAUCCACCAGCCUCUCCCUGGAAACCCUGUGGGGCAGUUCUACUCUGCCCUAUAGGGUUGCUAUGAGUCGGAAUCGACUCAAUGGCAACAGGUUUGGGUUUGGGUUUUUUUGUUGUUUGUUUUGUUUUAUCUUCAAGUUGAUACUUAGUGAUAUUGCACUCUUCAGUUGUAUGACCUCUUCAAAAGAAAGGACUUCUUUCUUUUAAACCAGAAUUUUCUUCUCCGAUUCGUCUGAUGUUUUGGACUUAAUUCAGGGAUUGUUACGCCUUAACAAGGUGUAGGAAUCAGGAAAAUUACAUAAGAGAAACAGAGCUGCAUAAGGGAAAUGGAAUGGAAAACAGCAUAGUUUUCUGCCAUAUCCUGAGUUGAUAGAGUAGGUAGCUGUUCUUGUAUUCAGAGUGUCUAUCAUUAUUUGCUUCCAAAAGGUAAGCAUUUUGAUACUGAUUUUUAUUGUAUUCAACUUACUUGCAAGUUGUUGGGCUUUUUGUUGUUAAGUGAUGAUCACACUGCAUUUAUAACUGGAGUAGACAGGCUUGUUUCAGAAGUUGGUAGAAAAGAAAUAUUCUCAAAACAUUGUUUAAAAGCUUGAUAAGUAUAUAAUUAACAGUUUAUGAUAUAGUAUCAAAAUCCAUAAGUAUUAAAUCCUAUGAGUCUAGAAUUUUUAUAGGCAUGUAAGAACACUUUACUACUGUUUAGUGACUAGUGAUUUUAAAAUGUUAAAUUUACUUUUUGCUAACUUUCUUUGAUCCAGCAGUAUGGGAUGACAAGGGAUUAUUUGAUACUUGAAAUUUAUCUUUCAACUUGGUGUACUAGAAACUCUAUUAAGUGAGGGUGUCGGACUGAAUGGCUUUUCGGCCUCCUUUCAACUUUGAAUCUAUUAAAAAUGCAAUUUUUUAUUAAAUGUGAGACAAAGACAUAAAUUAUGUCUGUUCAAAAGUUUGUAAUUGCUGUAGCAACCCUUUUUAGCCCUUUACUAAAUAAUGGGAACUGCUGUUAGUAAAACUUAGGUCUCACCUUUGCAUUACAGUAUUUUCUUCAAAAAAAAAGUUCUAGAUGUCCUUAUAGAUACCUUUUUAUUUAAAACAAGUCCAUUUUGUUAAAUUUUCCUGAUGAACUAUGAAUGGGAUGAUACUUUUGCAAAAAUUGGCUUAAGGCAGUCUCAUUUUAUUCUGACCAGUUUUAAGAUAUGUUCUUCACAGUUUCUAUUUCUGUUAUGUGCAGGCUGGUUCUACCUUGAAUGUUAAAGCAUAAAUGGUCCUUGAAAAAAAAAAAAAAAAACCCAUUGCUGUUGAGUCAAUUCCAACCCACAGCAACCCUAUCGGACAGAGUAGAACUGCCCCCAUAGAGUUUUCAAGGACCACCUGCUGGAUUCAAACGGCCGACCUUUUGGUUAGCAGCAGUAGCACUUAAGCACUACACCACCAGGGUUUCCAGGGUCAUCUAAUAUAAUAAUUCUCAAUGAGAAUCAACUUUUUAAGAAUACAGGUGCUUGUAUUACACUGGAUCACUGCAUCAGUUUCUGGGAGUGAGGCUCAGACACGUUAUAUAUUCUCAAAAAGUUCCACAGGGGUGGGCAGGGGGUAAUGAACCCACUGAUGAAGUACUGUUGGUCUCAUUUCUCUUUCAUUUUUCAGGUGACAAACAGCUUGGGGAGUUGAAGGGUCUUGUCCUUCCUCCCACAACGAGGUGCCCUUUAAUACUCAUGAUUCCAAGCCAUUGUAAUUGUCCCUGUGGUAUGCUGACUCUGUCUAGAAUUAAAAUGAGAUUUUUUACCAGUUGCCAUCGUGUCAGCUCUGAUUCGUGGUGAUCGCAUGUGUGUCAGAGUAGAACUGUGCUCUGUAGGGUUUUCAGUGGCUGAUUUUUGCAAAGUAGAUCACUGGGACUUUCUUCCAAGGCGCGUCUGGGUAGACUCGAACAUCUAACCUUUCAGUUAGCAACUGAGCACGUUAACCAUUUGCACUACCCAGGGACUUCUUUAGAUUCAGUUUUAACUAAAUUUCAGCUGUUAAUUCAGUUUGACUCUUGAGUAAACUUAUACUGCUUUUUAGGAAGAGAAUGUCAGAACACCCCUUGGGUCAUCAUUAUCUGUAUUUAUUGAUGCUUUAUUAUGUCUACCAUAAGUUCUGUUACAUUUGGUACAGAAUGACAAUAAGACAAGUUUCUGGCCUCCUUGAAUUUAUAAUCUAGUUAUAUAAGACAUAGAUGCACACCAGUUACAGAACUACAUAUUACUUUAAAUCUAUAUUAUGAUUACCAGUAAAGAAAUUAGAUGCCAAGCUUACAAAACUUGAGUGUUAAACAGAGAUCAGUGUUACUUCCCUCAUCCUCUUUUAAAGAAUCAUCAUGAAGAAAUGAUCAUGAUGAGCAUUUUCUCUCACUUGGGAAAUGAGCACCUCUGCGCGUUGUGUAUAAGUAGUGUUAUUUUCUAGUUCAUCAUUGCCCCUGUCAUUUAAAUUAAAAAUUAAAGAGCAGUUUCCCCAAAGAGCAACAUAGAUUUUAAUCCCACUUGGGGAAAAGAAGUAAAUACAAAAACAAAAAGUGAAAUAGACCAGUUUCACUGACUUGUCAUGAACUCACAUGUAAUCCAGACCUUCUAAAAUGUCAGCUAUGUCUCUAACAUCCAGAUCUCUUUUUAACCUGGUUAAGGUUUCAAUAACUCAGUAAGGCUCAUGAUACUCUUUCAGUUCAAACCAGCCUAGGGAGGAGGUCUGUGUUCUUUGUCUGAAAUUAUUUUUUGCCUAAAAUCUAUUUCAAAGUGUUUUCUAAACAUUCUUAGUUACGAUAUUCAUUAGAUUAAUAAUUUAGGUUUGUAUUCUCACCAAAUCAGUAUUUAGUUAUAUCACUUAUGGAUAUCCCUUCCCUCACUUCCAAGAACUAUUACCAUUUUUUAAAUUUAUGGCAUCCUAUCCAAAACCCCAUGCCUUCCACAGCCUCUGAACUCCUGUCAUUUUUAUUUAUUUAUUUAUUUAUUUUUAGUUAACACCAAGUAUGGUAUGUUUGGUCUGGCAUAGUCUUAACUUGAGAUGAUAGAGUUAGAAAUAAAACUCAAUUUGGUGGGGGGGGGGGGGACUUUUAGAAGUAAAUAAUGUGGUGAAAGUUCUUGUUUAUGAGGCCACUACUUUCCUAGAGAGGGGAUGAAGGUUUUGGACUAUUGUGCUUAGUGACGUAACCCCUUGCUCAGACUUCUUGCUCACCAAAUAACAUACUAUAUUUUUACUUUCUUUAAAAAAAAAAAAAACUUUCAGAAGUAAA
Messenger RNA from Loxodonta africana (African savanna elephant), 15794 nucleotides. It is a transcript of the gene LCOR, whose product is annotated as ligand dependent nuclear receptor corepressor. The record is from RefSeq and is a predicted model, not a curated record. NCBI's taxonomy places the organism in Eukaryota, Metazoa, Chordata, Mammalia, Proboscidea, Elephantidae. The coding region runs from base 94 to 1968 and encodes 624 amino acids. Gene Ontology annotation, molecular function: DNA binding. The transcript is spliced from 7 exons.